AUGAAAGCUGUUACAGUUGCGACUUGUAACCUCGAUCAAUGGGCGUUGGACUUUAAAGGCAAUCUUGCGAGGAUCAUUCAAUCAAUUAAGAUUGCAAAGCAGCAAGGAGCAAAGUUAAGAUUGGGACCAGAGCUAGAGAUUACAGGAUAUGGAUGUGAAGAUCACUUCUAUGAACAGGAUACACAUCUACACAGCUGGCAAUCAAUCGCCACUAUAUUGGAGGGAGAUCUAACCAAUGACAUCAUUGUAGACGUUGGUAUGCCUGUACUUCACAAGAGUGUUAGAUAUAAUUGUAGAGUGAUAAUGUAUAAUAAGAAGAUCGUAUUGAUUGUGCCAAAGAAGGCAUUGGCAAUGGAUGGUAACUACCGUGAGAACAGAUGGUUUACACCAUGGCUCAAGCCAAGGACCAUCGAGACAUUCUACCUGCCAGGCUUCAUCUUUACUCUGACUGGUCAGGAGUCAUGUCCAAUCGGAGAUGCCAUCAUAUCCACACUAGACACAGCCAUUGCCUCAGAGACAUGCGAGGAGCUCUUCUUGCCCAACUCGCCUCACAUUGAGAUGGGUUUGGACGGUGUGGAGAUCUUCACCAACGGCUCAGGCUCACAUCAUCAGCUUCGCAAGCUAUGCACUCGUGUCGAGCUGAUCAAGUCCGCCACGUCAAAGUCUGGCGGUAUCUAUCUCUAUGCCAAUCAGCAAGGAUGUGAUGGUGGUCGUCUCUACUUUGAUGGCUGCUGCAUGGUCAUGGUCAAUGGAGAAUGUGUUGCGCAGGGCAGCCAGUUCUCGUUGCGUGAUGUCGAGGUGAUCACUGCCACCAUUGAUCUGGACGAGGUCCGAUCAGCACGUGCCAGCUUCAUGAGCCGUUGCUCACAGGCCACCAUGACCAAGGAGUUCCCUCGCGUCCGCUGCCCCAUCCAAAUGGCCGUAGACGCAAGAGCCGUCCUCCCCCAUCUAAGCCCCAUCAUCCCAGUCAAGUACAUUACACCAUCCGAGGAGAUUGGUUUUGGUCCAGCCUGUUGGCUUUGGGACUAUCUGCGCAGGUCUGGUCUCAAUGGCUACUUCCUGCCAUUGUCUGGCGGUGCCGACAGUGCAGCAACUGCAGCAAUCGUUUCGAUCAUGUGUCAACUUGUUGUCACUGACAUUGCCAAUGGAGACCAGUGCGUCCUUCAAGAUGCCAGACGUAUCACUGGCGACAAAGACUACACUCCAAAGGAUCCGAGAGAAUUUGCCAGCAGGAUCUUCUUCACAGCCUACUUGGGCUCGACCAACAGCUCCAAGGAGACAAGAGAUCGCGCAGCACUCAUUUCAAAGGACGCUGGCGCAACCCACAAAGAGGUGGACAUUGACAAAGUCACAGAGGCAUUCAAUCAAACGUUCGCCACGAUCACCACAAAGACACCCAAGUUCAAGGUGCACGGAGGUACCAACCGCGAGAACCUUGCUCUCCAAAAUGUGCAGGCCAGAUCAAGAAUGGUGCUGUCCUAUCACUUGGCAACGUUGUUGCUGUGGGAGUCUGGCAGAGACGGCUCACUGCUAGUGCUAGGCAGUGCCAAUGUGGAUGAGGCACUGCGUGGAUACAUGACCAAGUAUGAUUGCUCGAGCGCAGACAUCAAUCCAAUUGGAGGCAUCUCAAAGACAGACUUGAAGUUGUUCCUCGAGUGGGCAGGCAAGAACCGCAAUCUGCCAUCACUGCUCCAGGUCAUCACAGCUACACCCACAGCAGAGUUGGAGCCAACUACAGCCGACUAUGUUCAAUCGGAUGAAGCAGACAUGGGCAUGAGCUACCAGGAGUUGAGCGUGUUUGGACGUUUGCGCAAGAUCAAUCGUUGUGGACCCGUUACAAUGUUUGAGCGAUUGGUCGCAGAGUGGUCACACCUCACACCCAACGUCGUUGCCGAGAAGGUCAAGAGAUUCUUCUACUACUACGCCAUCAACAGACAUAAGAUGACCACGAUCACACCGGCCUACCAUGCCGAGGCCUACUCUCCCGAUGACAAUCGUUAUGAUCAUCGACCAUUCCUCUACAACACCAAGUGGGAUACACAAUUCAAAGUGAUUGAUGAGCUUGUCGAGAGAUACAAUCAACACAAGGCAAACAACACCACUGCCCCAGCUACUACCUCAAGCUCAACAACAACCAAUGUUCUCCAGGUCAACUUGUAA
Messenger RNA from Acytostelium subglobosum LB1, 2160 nucleotides. RefSeq lists its product as hypothetical. The transcript has 3 exons. Gene Ontology annotation, biological process: NAD+ biosynthetic process. Gene Ontology annotation, cellular component: cytoplasm. The coding region runs from base 1 to 2160 and encodes 719 amino acids. The record is from RefSeq and is a predicted model, not a curated record. Gene Ontology annotation, molecular function: NAD+ synthase (glutamine-hydrolyzing) activity; ATP binding; glutaminase activity. NCBI's taxonomy places the organism in Eukaryota, Evosea, Eumycetozoa, Acytosteliales, Acytosteliaceae.